AUGCAACGCUUAGCACACUUCGAAGAUUCCACCACUCCACUGUAUCAUCUUCCUCACCACGCAGUCAUUCGUGAAGAAAGUACGACGACCAAAGUGCGAGUCGUUUUCGAUGCCUCAUGUAAAACCAGCAGUGGAAAAUCCUUAAACGACGCCCUUUUAGUAGGUCCAAUUGUCCAGGACGCUUUGAGGUCGAUCAUCAUGCGGUCCCGAAUUCAUCCCGUAAUGCUGAUUGCCGAUAUUAAACAGAUGUAUCGCCAAAUUCUAGUUGAUGAACGAGACACCUCUGUACAGUGCAUUGUUUGGAGAGCCUCCCCGGACGACUCAUUGGACACGUUUAAAUUGAAGACCGUCACUUACGGCACCGCAUCAGCGCCGUAUCUUGCAACUAGGGUGCUGCAACAACUUGCCGACGAUGAACAAGAUGCGUUUCCUGAAGCAGCAGAUGUCUUGCGCAAAGAUUUCUACGUAGACGACCUCAUUUCUGGCAGAAGCACCGUAGCUGAAACCAUCAAAUUGCGCAAUCAGUUGGACUCACUGUUAGCUAAGGGCGGUUUUGAGCUGCGUAAAUGGGCCUCUAAUGAACCAACUGUGUUGGAGGAUAUUCCCGAAGAAAAUCGAGCCCUGCAGCAGUCGGUAGACUUGGAUCGAGACCAAUGUCUAAAAACUCUCGGUCUUCAUUGGGAACCUUCUACCGAUGUUUUAAGGUACAAGAUAAAAAUUCAUCUACCCGAAACAAACGCAUCACUUACCAAACGUAUGGCGCUAUCAUACAUCGCACAACUAUUCGACCCGCUCGGUUUAGUAGGACGCGUUGUAACAACUGCUAAACUAUUUAUGCAGAUGUUGUGGACCUUGAAGAAUCGCGAUGGAACCAUCGAUGGAACCAUGGAGUUGGGACGAAGAGCUACCAGUAGCAAUCCAAGAACGUUGGUACAAUUAUCACACACAACUACCACUGUUGAAUCAUCUCAGGAUUGA
Topomyia yanbarensis is the source of this 978-nucleotide messenger RNA. RefSeq lists its product as uncharacterized. NCBI's taxonomy places the organism in Eukaryota, Metazoa, Arthropoda, Insecta, Diptera, Culicidae. Bases 1 to 978 code for a protein of 325 amino acids. The transcript has a single exon. The record is from RefSeq and is a predicted model, not a curated record.